Messenger RNA from Pangasianodon hypophthalmus (striped catfish), 467 nucleotides. Its product is annotated as leukocyte cysteine proteinase inhibitor 1. NCBI's taxonomy places the organism in Eukaryota, Metazoa, Chordata, Actinopteri, Siluriformes, Pangasiidae. Gene Ontology annotation, cellular component: cytosol. The coding region runs from base 106 to 384 and encodes 92 amino acids. The record is from RefSeq and is a predicted model, not a curated record. The transcript is spliced from 4 exons. Gene Ontology annotation, molecular function: cysteine-type endopeptidase inhibitor activity.
GGGCAGUGGACCUGAGGUCUAUCCCGGGAACACUGGGCAUGAGGCAGGAAUACACCAGUCCAUCAAAGACAGAAUUCCUAGUCUUGAGGAACCUUCUGAAACAUCAUGUCUUGGUCCAGCUGGAAAGAAGUUGAUAAUGAAAUGGAGAGCAUCAGCAACAAGGUCAAACAUGAUGCUGAACAGAGGUGUAACAAGAUGUUUAACACUUACAAGCACCUGGUGUACAGAACCCAAGCAGCAAACGAUGGAACAAACUACGAGCUCAAGUUGUAUGUGGGAAAUAACGAGUGUCUUGUCCUGAUUGUUUGGAAAUCCACCGAUCCAUCAGUGCCACUGAACCUGAGAAAAGCUGACGUCCAGCCACUGCCUGAAGCAUCUGCAUGAAAUGGAUCUGAUCUGAAUAUUUUUAGCCUUUAAAGGCAGUAAAAAGAUUUCUUAUAUCAGAAAUAAAGUUUAAAGCAGCAUGA